AUGGAUUUGCUUUUGGAAGAGACGCAAGAUGGAUYGRUACACUCUAASUCACUUUUGCRAACUCAAGUGGACACACUUUUUCUCCAGGAGAUCAAAGGAACUCGUUUUAGAAUUGGGAGUUUAUCAGUUGGUGGAUCUUCUACCUCUGUCUCGGAUCUUGAAAUGCAAGAAGUGUUACAAAAUGCAAAGCUUAAGAUCGCAGAAAUGGAGAAAGCACAAGCAGAACAAGCAAAGGCGCAAGCUAAGCAAUCAAAGGCGCAAGCUAAGCAAGCAAAAGAGUUCGAAGAUUUGAAGAAUGAGUUGAUGAAGUACUUGCCAAACUUAAGUGAAGAAUCUAAUCCUGUCACCGAAGAUGAUAACUGA
Messenger RNA from Arabis nemorensis, 363 nucleotides. Lineage: Eukaryota; Viridiplantae; Streptophyta; Magnoliopsida; Brassicales; Brassicaceae. The record is from the annotation of a GenBank genome assembly.